Messenger RNA from Beta vulgaris subsp. vulgaris (sugar beet), 3118 nucleotides. Its product is annotated as FT-interacting protein 1. The transcript has 2 exons. Lineage: Eukaryota; Viridiplantae; Streptophyta; Magnoliopsida; Caryophyllales; Amaranthaceae. The record is from RefSeq and is a predicted model, not a curated record. The coding region runs from base 295 to 2670 and encodes 791 amino acids.
AAAAGGUGGAUGCCAUCAAAGCUGCGUAAAAAUGAGUAGUCAAUCAUAUUCUAGCUUAUGAUAUAACACUCAAUAUCACAAUUCUACACAUGAAUCAUAAAGCUUCCUGGACCUUCUUGAUCAACCCGUAUUAGGAAUUCAACCAUGAAAUCCUGAAAAUUCAUUGAAAAUCCUUGCUUCAACCAACUUCUAACACCAUCUUUUAUGUUUUGAUCCCAUAAUUAUAGUCAGUCACGUUGUGCUUCAGUUGACAAACUCAAAGCCAACAGAACUGUAGCAUCAGAGUUGUUAGUCAUGUCAGAUAAGAAAGCCUCUCCUCCAAAUCCAGAUGAUUUCAAGUUAAAAGAUACAAAACCCCAGCUUGGAGAAAGAUGGCCACAUGGAGGAGUCCGAGGUGGGCAUGGAUGGAUAGGCGGUGACAGGACUUCAAGCACGUACGACCUUGUUGAACAGAUGAACUACCUCUAUGUUCAUGUGGUGCGUGCCAAAGAUCUCCCGGUGAACCCUGUAUCAGGGAGCUGUGACCCAUAUGUUGAAGUCAAGUUAGGCAACUACAAGGGUAAAACGAAGCACUUUGAGAACAAGAUCAACCCGGAGUGGAAACAGGUGUUUGCCUUCACAAAGGAUAAGUUACAAUCCACUGUCCUUGAAGUUUACGUUAGAGACAGGGAGAUGGUAGGUCGAGAUGACUACUUAGGAAAGGUGGUGUUCGACCUGAAUGAAGUGCCAACACGGGUCCCACCUGAUAGUCCUCUGGCCCCACAAUGGUAUAGGCUAGAGGACCGUCGAGGGGAGGUGAAGACAAGAGGAGAGGUUAUGGUUGCUGUUUGGAUGGGUACACAAGCUGAUGAAGCUUUCCCUGAAGCUUGGCAUACUGAUGCUGCUUCAGUGGUUUCAGGUGAAGGUGUUUACAAUAUCAGAUCGAAGGUCUAUGUGUCUCCAAAGUUAUGGUACCUUAGAGUAAAUGUGAUUGAAGCCCAAGAUGUUGAGCCACAUGAUAAAACCCAACUCCCACAAGUCUAUAUUAAGGCUCAACUUGGAAGCCAGAUACUUAAAACCAAGCUGUGCCCUGUUAAAACCACCAACCCAAUGUGGAAUGAAGAUCUGAUCUUUGUAGCAGCAGAGCCUUUUGAAGAAAUGUUGGUUCUCGAAGUGGUGAACAAAGCCAGCUCAAAGGAUGAGCUAGUCGGGAAGAUAAGCUUGCCCUUGAGCAUCUUCGAGAGGCGACUAGACCACAAAGCCGUUCACUCUCGUUGGUUCAACCUUGAGAGGUUUGGGUUUGGGGCCUUGGAGGGUGACAGGAGGAACGAACUCAAGUUCUCAACAAGGAUACACAUGAGAGUCUGCUUUGAGGGAGGUUAUCACGUGCUAGAUGAAUCAACAAUGUACAUCAGUGAUACGAGGCCAACUGCUAGACAAUUGUGGAAACAACCCAUGGGAAUCCUCGAGGUGGGAAUCUUAAGUGCUCAAGGGCUCCAAGCUAUGAAGAAAAAGGAAGGUCAGAGUGGCACCGACGCAUACUGUGUGGCUAAGUACGGACAAAAAUGGGUUCGAACAAGAACCAUUAUCCAAAGCUUCAACCCUAAAUGGAACGAGCAAUACUUAUGGGAGGUUUAUGAUCCUUGCACCGUCAUCACAUUAGCUGUCUUUGACAACUGCCAUCUCGGUGGAAAUGACAAAAGCACAAAAGAUCCAAAGAUCGGAAAGAUAAGAAUCCGGCUAUCCACCCUAGAAACAGACAAGAUUUACACUCAUUCAUAUCCUCUCCUCGUCCUACAAUCAUCCGGUGUGAAAAAAAUGGGCGAGCUCCAACUAGCAGUUAGAUUCACUUGCUUAUCCUUCUCAAACAUGAUCUAUCAAUACACACAUACUUUACUCCCAAAGAUGCAUUAUGUCCAUCCAUUCACUGUAAACCAGCUAGACAACUUGAGAUACCAAGCCAUGAACAUCGUAGCAGUAAGGCUUGGAAGAGCGGAACCACCUCUUAGGAGGGAAAUUGUAGAGUACAUGCUCGAUGUCGACUCCCACAUAUGGAGCAUGAGAAAAAGCAAAGCAAACUUCUUCAGAAUAGUGUCGGUCUUCUCUGGGAUGAUCUCCAUGAGCAAGUGGUUCGGAGAGGUCUGCAAAUGGAAAAACCCAGUCACUACAGUUCUUGUUCACAUUCUUUUCUUCAUUUUAAUUUGCUACCCGGAACUUAUCCUCCCUACAGCUUGCCUCUACAUGUUUCUGAUUGGUAUAUGGAAUUACCGAUAUAGGCCUAGGCAUCCUCCUCACAUGGAUACUAAACUAUCAUGGGCAGAUGCAGUUCACCCAGAUGAGCUCGAUGAAGAGUUCGAUACUUUUCCAACAACCAAAUCAUCUGAUAUAGUUCGAAUGAGAUACGAUAGGCUCAGAAGUAUAGCAGGGAGGAUACAGACAGUUCUAGGAGAUAUGGCUACUCAAGGAGAGAGAUUUCUAGCAUUGUUAAGCUGGAGAGAUCCAAGAGCUACCUGCCUUUAUACUUUAUUUUGUCUCAUUGCCGCUGUGUUACUCUAUGUAACACCUUUUAGGUUGCUGGCUAUCUUUGCAGGCUUGUAUUUCUUACGACAUCCGCGGUUCAGAAGCAAGAUGCCAACAGUUCCCAGCAAUUUCUUCAGAAGAUUGCCUUCUCGAGCUGAUAGCUUGCUCUAAUUAAGUCUACCAACUGCAGACUUACCAGAACUUUCGUUUGUUUAGUAAUUGAAGUUGUAGAUGACAAGAAAAAGAAUGAAUCAAAGCAUCUGCCAUUAACGAAGAUAAUGAAGAAAAUUAGCUGGAGAAAAAGUUGUUUAACCUGAUUAUUAUAGAAGCAGAGAUCCGGAAAGGUAGAGAAGAUGAAAGAAACUUUGCAGUUUACAGUUUGCAGUUGCAGAGGAAGAAGAAGAGAAAUGAUGGCGGGAGAAAGAAGGGAUGCACACAAGAUGUUUGAUGGAACUAAGGAGAGUUAGGCUUUGUUUGUUAGGAAGGAUUUGGAUGGAAAAGAAAGGAAAGGUAAAAACAAACUUUUUUAUGUUUGGUAAAAGAAAAUAAGAGGGGUUUGAUUGGAAAAGAGAGAAAGUUGAAGGAAAAUAAUACUUUUAAAUCCUUGCUUUCCUUUUCU